Histoplasma mississippiense is the source of this 363-nucleotide messenger RNA. RefSeq lists its product with no specific name. The coding region runs from base 1 to 363 and encodes 120 amino acids. NCBI's taxonomy places the organism in Eukaryota, Fungi, Ascomycota, Eurotiomycetes, Onygenales, Ajellomycetaceae. The transcript is spliced from 3 exons. The record is from RefSeq and is a predicted model, not a curated record.
AUGCCGAUAUCGACCGCAACUGUAACAGCCUCUUCAAACCCGUCCCUCCUCAUCUCCAGCGGUACUGAAACCCAUACUGUAUCCCCAGAAUGCGGUUUCAAGCACAUCCCUCACGUUUCACUCGGAGCCAUCUCCGGCAAGCUCAUCGAAGAAACUCCACUUUUGAUCCUUCAUAACACCAAAGAAGCUCUCGUACACUCCGAAGAUACAUAUACCAAAGGCCUCUGUUUGAGUGUCGUCAAAAUCGACCGCCCCUGUUACGUAAACUUGUCGAUCUUCCUCAGGGCGUCAUUCUGCACCAACUUGUUCAGAGUACUUCUGGCAGUUUUCGUUCAGGAUGCUGGGAACCGAGUAGCGCCUUGA